Messenger RNA from Neocloeon triangulifer, 3055 nucleotides. RefSeq names its product 5'-AMP-activated protein kinase subunit gamma-2 (gene SNF4Agamma). The transcript has 13 exons. Lineage: Eukaryota; Metazoa; Arthropoda; Insecta; Ephemeroptera; Baetidae. The record is from RefSeq and is a predicted model, not a curated record. The coding region runs from base 287 to 2629 and encodes 780 amino acids.
UCGAAUAUUCGCACAUUCAGGCAGGCAGGAUAAGGGCGAGCGCGAGCGAGCGGUGUCCGAGUUGUCAAGAGUGGCAAGAAUUCGGCGCCGCGUCGCCCCUUCCGUGGCCGUGCCGAGCGGAGUGACCAGCGGCGCCGCCGUCGGCGCCACUCCAGAGGAUCCUCCAGCAGCCGUUCGCCAUCAGCCGAGCUCGCCAAUUUCGAGUUUCGGAAGCACCAUGUGUAGCUGAGACCGAAUUCGAGGCCGCUGGGACAUGCGUUAGCCGCUCAGUCUGGCGACCGGCGCGAUGGAGGAGGAUCUGGACGCUUUGGAAGCUCUGCAGGCGUCCGGCGAGGAAGAGGAGGACGUGGAGGAGGCGGCCAACGGCCACUGGUUCGACGAGCGCGCCUUCCUGGCCAGGACCAAUUGCCGGCGCCGCCUCUCGGAAUGCCUCGAGGAGGAGGAAGAGGAGGAAAACGCGGCCUCCGAGCCGCUGAGCGCCAACGGGGGCGGCAGCAGUUCCGCCUCCGGCCCGAGCGGCGGCGGCCCCAAGAGACACCACUCGGCCGAGGACAACGGCCAGCGGCUCAAGGCGGCGCCGCGGCGCCACCACUCGAGCGGCGGCUCCGCCGACUCGAUUCCACCCUCUUGCAGUUCGCCCCUGCACAUGGACAAGCGCUACGUUGACCUCAGUCUGGUCGAACUCAGGUCGCUCGCCUCCUCCUGCUCCACCCUCGACUCCAACGAUGACAUUUGGGUCAUGCGAAGCACCGAUAGCAGGGAGCUGGGCUCUCAGCCUCUGCCGGUGAUAGUGACGGAAGACGUCGAUGGGACUGCAAUGUCGUACCAUGACAACCCUCCUCCCCGACCCCGUGCAGGCACAUGGGGCUCCCAUGCGCGGCACGCGCACCCUCCGCCGCCACCCCCGUCGGCCUCGUCCAAUGAAAAGACCAAAGACGGACGUCAGAGGCGAAAGUCCGGAGAUGACAUUCUCACGUCUUCGCCUUCGAGAAAGCCGGUGCCGCUGUUCGAGGCCUUCAGACCCCGGUCCAAGUCGGACGCCUCCAAAAACAAGAGGCCCACAAUCAUUAGCCACAUGAAAAGCGCCAUGCAGCACUCGCUGAUGGCAGCCACUCGAGAGCCAAGCCUUCCUGAGUCCCCAGGCUCCUCUUCGGCAAACCAGGCUUCGGACCUCCGGCCUCGUCCAAGAUCCGGCUCCGAAAGCUCCAAAGGCGCCGUCUCCAAAGUGAUAGACAUGUUCAGAUACAGGUCGCACAGCGCCCUGUCAGCCGAGGACAAACGAAAGGCGAGAGCAGCAGCACACCAGCAACAUGUGGCCGCCGCACAAAGUGCAAUGUUGCGCCGGGGCUCCCUGGACCCCACAAACCGCCGGCUUUCGCUGGGAGGCGGAUCAGCCCACCGAAGCAACUCAAGCGACUGUUCCCUGCUGGACCCGGCGCACGCGGCCAUUCUCUUCAGGGACUCCAGAGGGUUGCCAGUCGCCGACCCUUUCCUCGAGAAAGUCAGCAUGGCUGAUUUGGAGGAGGAUGAGAGCCAGAUCUUUGUCAAGUUCUUCCGUUACCACAAGUGCUACGACCUGAUUCCGACCAGCGCCAAGUUGGUCGUUUUCGACACCCAGCUUCUGGUGAAGAAGGCCUUCUUUGCCCUUGUGUACAAUGGGGUGAGAGCGGCGCCGUUGUGGGACUCGAAGCAGCAGCUGUUUGUCGGUAUGUUGACGAUAACAGACUUCAUCAAGAUCCUGCAGCGCUACUACAAGAGUCCGUCGGUGCACAUGGACGAACUGGAGGAGCACAAGCUGGAGACGUGGCGCGGCGUUUUGUUGGAGGAGGUGAAACCGCUCGUGUCCAUCGGGCCGGACGCCUCCCUCUACGAAGCCAUCCGCACCCUCAUCCACAAGCGCAUCCAUCGACUGCCAGUCAUCGACCCCACCACCGGCAACGUCCUCUACAUCCUCACCCACAAGAGAAUCCUCCGCUUCCUAUUCCUCUAUAUAAACGACCUGCCAAAGCCGAGCUACAUGCACAAGCCGUUGAGCGAGUUGCGCAUCGGCACUUACGAUAACAUCGAAACGGCCAGGCCGCAUACGCCAAUCAUCGAAGCGCUGCACAAGUUCGUGGAGCGCCGAGUCUCAGCCUUGCCCAUUGUUGAUGACCAGGGCAGGCUGGUCGACAUUUUCGCCAAGUUUGAUGUGAUUAAUUUGGCAGCUGAAAAAACGUACAACAACCUGGACGUGUCACUGCAAAAGGCCAACGAGCACCGCAACGAGUGGUUCGAGGGCGUGACCAAGUGCAAAAUGGAUGAGACUCUAUUUGCUGUCAUGGAAAGGAUAGUCAGAGCAGAGGUCCAUCGGUUGGUGAUUGUGGACGACGAGGACAGAGUGAUCGGGGUCAUCUCGUUGUCUGACCUGCUGAACUACCUGGUGCUGCGGCCGAGCGGGGAGGCCGAGGACGAGCCCCUGCUGAGCUCCGUGUCCCUCUUGUCCGACUCGGAGACAAUCCCGGAGGAGAGCCAGGAGGAGGAGGCGGAGCGGGAGCAGCAGGAGCUGGCCGAGGAGCCCUUGGAGGCGGCGGCAGCGGCGCCGCCCCUGCCCCAGUGGCGGGAGGUGGCCGUCUCCGGGGGCGGCGAGUGAAAUCCAAUCCAGAAACAAACACACACAUUCCAGUGGCAUUCCCAGCAAUAAGGAAGAAGUACGAGUGCAGUGCCGAGACAAGAAAAAUAAAACUGCUUUUCCUCUUUAGCUGACAAAUUGCGCUUUCCCUCUUUUUCCGGUUCUUCUUUUCUCCCCGUCUGCUAAUUUGGCUCCCUUUUCUUAGGUCGCGGGGGUGGAAAGAGAAGACGCAGAAGAAUGAGUCGACUAGGUCUGAAAAGUAAUAUUGAAAGCGAGUCGUGAGAAAGUGAUGUUGAAAGAAAUGUAAGAAAAAAUAGCAUAUUAUGUUGAUUGUUUGUUUGGCAGGUGAAAAUUUUGUGAAAAUCCUUUUUAAUUUUAAAUACUGUUGAUUGUAGGCCAAUUUUGUAAAUUAAUCAAGAAUAGAAAGCGCAUAAAAACAAAAAUGAA